This is a messenger RNA of Penicillium roqueforti, 1194 nucleotides long. RefSeq lists its product as uncharacterized. Gene Ontology annotation, molecular function: O-methyltransferase activity. Bases 1 to 1194 code for a protein of 397 amino acids. NCBI's taxonomy places the organism in Eukaryota, Fungi, Ascomycota, Eurotiomycetes, Eurotiales, Aspergillaceae. The record is from RefSeq and is a predicted model, not a curated record. The transcript is spliced from 4 exons.
AUGGCAACCGCUGUGUCAAACGAGUCAUUCGACCAGCUGCAGCACCAAUUGAAGCAGUUGCUGGGAGCUUUCCAAAGCCAACACGAAGAGGCAGAUCGCGUGGCCGCCCUGAAGGCAGCGCAGAAUCUAGUGAAUGCACUACAAAAGCCGCAGGAUUCGGUCUAUCAUCUGGCCUAUUCUCCUACUCAUGCCAUGUGUGUGCGCAUUGCCAUCGACAUGGAUAUAUUCACCACACUGACGGAGCGGAAUCGGCCGGUGUCGCUCGAUGAACUGGCAGCCGUGAGAAAUGCGAGUCCAAUUCUAGUUGAACGAGUCUUGCGUAUCUUAGUUGGCAUCGGCUAUGUUGGCGAAUAUGACACGCGCGUCUACGUUGCGAAUACAAUGACACGCCAGCUGACUGACCGACUCAGUAUUUCGGUAAUCAAAUUUAUAUUUGAUGUCGGCAUGCCUACUCUUGCCAAAGUCCCCGAGUUCCUUCGCCGACAGGACUACCGAAACCCAGAGGGCGCUACCACAGGCCCACUACAAUUUGCCGAGAAGAUUGACGAGAGUCUUUGGACUUGGUUGCCGAAACAUCCGGAGUAUCUUGAUUCUUGCAAUACCUUCAUGGAGGGUGACCGCGGCGCCCGGCCUAGUUGGCUUGAAUGGUUCCCGGUGGAUGAGCGUCUUCUAUGUGGCGCUCAGAAUGAUGCGGAGACGCUUAUGGUUGAUGUCGCAGGCGGUCGAGGUCAUGACCUCGCAGCAUUCAUGGCACGGUAUCCGCAUGUGCGAGGGCGCUUGGUGCUCGAAGAUUUGCCACAUGUUUUGGAAGAGAGCACCGUAGAUGCAGAGCGCAUUGAAAAACAACCGUUUGACCUUUUUAAGCCACAGCCGAUUCAUGGCGCCCGUAUUUAUUAUAUGAAAUUUAUUCUCCACGACUGGUCUGAUGAGGAGAAUCAUAUCAUUCUUACUCAGCUGGCUGGAGCAAUGAAGCAGGGUUACUCAAAAUUGAUCAUCGAAGAGUUUGUGCUGGCUGAUCGUGACGGUGUUAUGUUACCGGCGAUGUGGGAUUGGGAAAUGAUGAUUUUCUGUAAUAGCAUGGAGCGCUCCCAGUCUCAUUGGACUCGCUUGCUUGGAGCAGCUGGUUUCCAGGUUAUCAAGUUCUGGGCACCUCCUGGCGAUGGGCAAGGCAUCAUCGAAGCCGAACUCAAAUAG